CAUGCUGCACUGAACUACCGUCUGGGAAGUAGCUUAUGCCGGCGCUACGAAGAUGGAGACAAUAGUUCAAAGAUCACUUGCGCGUCGUUCGCUGAGCCUAUCUAUGAAAAUCCUCCCCUUCUUGACGCGUCUCUCCCCAUAAUGGCUGACAACCCUCUCAUUGAACCCGUAUGCGUCUCGCGUUACUCUGGUUGCGUGAAUCUCGGCCCUCAUGCGUCUGAAUUCACCUUGACGACCGAUGAAGCCGAAUCCACAAUCGUGUUGGACUACAAGCAAUGUGAAGGGGGCCUACCAGUGUUCGAGAUUGCGUCAGCUUCCGGGCAAGAUUCCAUCGAUAUAGCCGUCAUAUACAGCGAGGGCAUUGAGGGAAUCGAUCAUGCUUCAGGCGAUGGGCCCUUCUUCCUGUUCUCAAAUGCAAUGGACACCUACCGAAGUACCACCUUCAAAGUUCCAGCGUCCGCAACAAGCCAAACCAUCAGGGCUGUGUAUUCUCAACGAUCGCAAAGAUACCAGAAAAUCACACUAGCCUCCCCACACUCCUCGAUCACGUUCUCAAGGAUUGCAUUCGAGCGAAUUCGACCUAGUUACCCGAUCAAGUCUUCGUUUACAUGUUCAAGCCCACUCCUGAACCAAAUAUGGCAAGACGGUGUGAGAACUGUGGACAGAUGUACGGUUAUGAAGGGAGAGACGUCCUCCGCAUGGCAGGCCACAGCAGAGGGGACUAGGGUCCGCGGUCAACACUGGGCUCCUUGUCGACUUGGCACACGGUGGGCGGAUAAGAUCAUUCGAUUUCAAGUCAGUAUCGAAGAAGGUGGCGCGAGCUGGGCUGUCCACAUGGUCGCUAACGGUCUGAUAUUUUGUCUCGACAUCUCAAAGAAGGUACUUUACGCCUGUGAGGGUCUCUCUACUGAAUCGACAAUCUUUCCUGUCGCUGAAAAAGGACGAUGGUCGAUCGUUGACCUAGACUUGAGCAUAUGGCUCGACGUGGAGGUAGUUACAAAAGGCAAAACAGUGACUGUCUCCGUACAAGGACGCCAACUUGCUGUCAUCGAAGACUUAGACAUCAGGCCCAUCCUUGGCGGGAGUGCCAAUAACACCGGCUCUGUCGCAUUUGGCGGUCCUUGUCAAUGGAUCGCUCUAUAUCGGAACCUCAGCGUACACGACUCAGAUGGACGAGCAUUGUACGAGAACGCACUAUUGCUGGAAGACGAAGAGCGAACCCUAGCCGACUUCCAAGUUGGAACCAAUGCGCUAGCUUGUACCAUCGAUGGUGCGAAGAGAGAUCGGGCAUGCUUCGGCGGGGACCUAUACGUGAUGGGACGCUCAAUUGCUUACUCCACCAUGGCAUUUGAUGCAAUCGCGGGUAGUAUCAAGCUGUUGACCAGCCAUCAAACUAAGGACGGCUACCUUGGCAAUCUCUGUCCUAUCCAGGCGCCCGUUCACGACAGCAACGAGGAGCCUCCUACUUACGCUUUCUACUCCUUAUCAUACGCAUUGCUACUUGUUGUAGCGAUCAAAGACUACUGGCUUCACACAGGCGAUGAAAGAGUGAGGUCACAAUGUCUUCGGCCGAUAGGGAAGCUGAUGACGUAUAUCGAGGGAUAUGUGGAUCAAGGAGUCGUAGUUGCGCCUCCGCCUCUAUCAAUGCACUGGUUUCCGCUUGGUGGACCCGUUUUUGGAGCUUCAAGCGCGCUGAACAAUGCAUAUUACGAAGCACUGCAGGCCAUGUCCGUCCUCGCCAUCGACACACUUACAAGAGACAGGUAUCUGCUACAAGUUCAAAAACUCAAGACCAGCAUGCUCCGCCACUUCUACGAACCUUCUACGAGCACCUACCGCCUGGAUAAAAGCCUGCCAGUGGACGGUAUCUGUCAAGACGUUAAGGCACACGCUAUGACGUUGGAUCUGCUUCCAUAUCACGCCAACGACCUCGAACACCUGAUCGACUCAGGUUCGCCCCUACCUCGUGCCUUCCGGGGUCUGGGUCACUGGGAUACUGCGAAUGUCGUCAGUCCAUAUGCAAGUGGCUACGCAGUUGAGGCUCUCUUCACGCGAGACAAAGGUGCGGAGGCUAUCAAACUCAUCGAGCGUGUCUGGGGCCCUAUGGCCGAUAGCGCAGGUCCCAACUACUCUGGUGGCCACUGGGAAGCAAUGAAGCCGGACGGUACACCUCACGGACAUGAUACGUCGCUCAUUCACGGUUGGUCGACAUGGCCAGUAUCGCUCCUGCCUCGAUAUCUGGCUGGUCUACAGCCUCUCGAGCCAGGCUGGAAAUCCUUUAGCGUCGCACCAGUUCUUGCCGGCUUAACAGAGAUCAAGUGCACUCUAGCUACUGUUGCUGGUCGCAUCGGUGUGGAGAUCGACCUUGACCAGCCGAAUGGCCAUGGUGCGCUGAAGGUCCUGGCACCAUAUGGGGUACGCGUGAAAUUACAGUCGCCUCAAGGAUGGGUUAUUCAAGGGCCGGAGUCUGUCGAGGGAACGGGCGUGUGGCAACAUUUCUUCCUGUCUGAGAUUCAUGGGGAUCUGAAUCUGAACGACCAACAGCCAGUGUCCCAAGCUUUCCCCGUUCCGGAACCACCAUCUAACACACACGUACGACAGCAUAUUGCUCUGCCUGGCAGGAUUCGAUCGCUACUUUCCCGAUUCACAGCAAUUCGCACAUGAGGAUUCGCGCUUCUUCACAUUAGUUCACCAUAUCAAACACAGGAAUGAAGGAGUUGAGAGUAUGCUCGGGUGAUCAACUUCUUUUUUUUGGACUACUGGCCUUCGAUAAGAUCAGAUGGAGCCUUACUAUACACGGAGCUUCCGGA
This is a messenger RNA of Boeremia exigua, 2810 nucleotides long. Its product is annotated as Six-hairpin glycosidase-like protein. Bases 142 to 2664 code for a protein of 840 amino acids. The transcript is spliced from 3 exons. NCBI's taxonomy places the organism in Eukaryota, Fungi, Ascomycota, Dothideomycetes, Pleosporales, Didymellaceae. Gene Ontology annotation, biological process: carbohydrate metabolic process. The record is from RefSeq and is a predicted model, not a curated record.